CCUGCUUGGUAAACAUUUGCUAUCAAUUAGAAGUACAAAAGUGUUAAACUAUUAUUUGAACAUGAUCAGCAAUAUAAAUAGCUAGUGAAUAAUUGCGAAAGUAUCAGUCUCACUCCAGCAGUCGAGAAAACCACUAGCACCAUGUUCACCAAAGUGUUGCUCGUCUGCGCCAUCGCCGCUGUGGCCCUCGCCAACGACUUCCCCCACGGCAUCCACCCGGCCAUCUGCCCGAACUACCCGCUCUGCGACGCCGAAGUUCUCGCCCGCUACACGAUAGACGGCAUGCCCAUCCCUGACUGGGAGCUUCCGCUUGCCCGUUCGGCGGCUGCGGCCAUGCCCACUGUUGAAGCUCCGCGGUACCCCGCCGAUUUCGACCCCGCCCUGUGCCCCAACUACCCAUACUGCUUCUAAGCCUACUGUGACGACGUGCAUCUAGUUGUAGAUGUAAAUUAGUUCAAAAUGUAACCUUUCGUAUGUGUGUGUCGGUCUAAAAUUGUGGUUUCAAACCUCUAUCGCGCCGUUAAAAAUAUCCUUAAAAAACAGCAAAAACAUUACUACACAUUUGGUGAGGAGCUUUAUCACACACAGAUGAGAGGUUAAAGUUGGAUGUUGUUGGAAAUGUGUUGAAAUUUUCUUGAAAACAAUACAGACCAAAAUAGAUAUA
Cydia pomonella (codling moth) is the source of this 664-nucleotide messenger RNA. Its product is annotated as cuticle protein 1-like. The transcript is spliced from 3 exons. Lineage: Eukaryota; Metazoa; Arthropoda; Insecta; Lepidoptera; Tortricidae. The coding region runs from base 142 to 411 and encodes 89 amino acids. The record is from RefSeq and is a predicted model, not a curated record. Gene Ontology annotation, molecular function: structural constituent of cuticle.